This is a messenger RNA of Carassius auratus (goldfish), 1392 nucleotides long. RefSeq names its product protein CREG2-like. The transcript is spliced from 4 exons. Lineage: Eukaryota; Metazoa; Chordata; Actinopteri; Cypriniformes; Cyprinidae. The record is from RefSeq and is a predicted model, not a curated record. The coding region runs from base 80 to 922 and encodes 280 amino acids.
ACACGCAACAGUUUCCGGCCAGUUGUGAAAUAAACAUGGCGUGAGAAGAAGCGACGCAGCGCCGGUGAAACUGAACGCUAUGCUGCUGCUUCAGCUGCUUCAGCUCGUCUCUGCACUAGCGACGCUGCUGUGUGUGUCUGAGGGAUACACCAUCAGAAGCGCGGUCUCGUGGGCUGUCAGCAGUGAUGUGGUGGAGGAGGAAGAGCUGGACACGCUCUCGGACGAGGCGCCCGCUGUGCUCGGCAUCUGGGAACAAGCCUAUCCGUCCUCCGUGUACCGGGACGCGUCAGAGAACAAACCCGAGCAGAUAUCGAAGAGCGAGGACGUGUCAUCCGCGUCCCGUGUGUUCUCGUACCGAAUGGAGGAGGUGAAGGUGCCGUCCAGCAUCCCCCCACCUCCACCUCCUCCACCUCACGAGCAGGCGGCGAGAGCAGCGCGGUACCUGGCGCGCUAUAGCGACUGGGGUCACCUAGCAACCGUCUCCACCCAGGAGCAGAUUAAAGGACUUCCAUUCGGAAACAUUUUCUCUGUAAGCGACGGUCCAGCUGACAACAGCACUGGCGUUCCUUAUUUUUAUGUGACACCGAUGGACGACACUGUAACGGAUCUCCGCAGCUUCCCUUUUGCCUCCUUGACAUUUUCCGAGGCAGAGGGAGAUUUCUGCAGGAAGCAUGUUUAUGACCCUGAGGACCCCAGGUGUGCUAGACUCACUUUAACUGGUAAAAUGGUGGAGGUGGGACCAGAGGAGCUUGACUUUGCCAAAGAGGCUAUGUUCUCCAGGCACCCUGUCAUGAAGAAGUGGCCCCCUGAACACGAUUGGUUUUUCAUGAAGCUGGUUCUGCAGCAGGUUUGGCUGCAGCACUGGGUUGGAGGAGUCUCUGUCGUUCCGCUUGAGGAGUAUUUCAAAGCAACACCUUUCUGAGAAAAAGUGCAACAAUCUAUAAUGAAAACAGAACGAGAAGAACUGAACUGAUUGUACAGAAGGUGGUUAUGUUUUUGUUUCUUUGUUUCUUCUUCUGAACAUGUUCCUGCGGAUUUAUUGAAUGUAUCAAUUAUGUUCAAGGAUGCCUAACAUUGUCUAUAGAACAAUUUCACAGUUACUUAAGGUUGAAGACUUUUAUCACGAAUAGACUAUAUAGACACUGUAUUGAAAGGAAAGCUAUUCAUUCAUUAUAAAAGAACAAAUCACUCAUACACAAAGAAAAGGUAUAUACUAAAUAGUUUUUGAAAAGGUAUAUACUAAGUAGUGUUUGCCUGUUUUCUCUGAAACCCACUUUACUGUAUAUAUCCUUGUAGGUCUGACAAUUCCUGAACUCAAGUUAAGUGUGCGUGCGUGCAAAUGAGAGACUUUUUCAUUAGUAUUUAUGGCAUCUAAUGCUUUUCAAGUUCAGU